AUGGCAACGCCAACGUCGACCGGCAAAGGCGUCAGCAGCAACAGCAGUAGAGAUGGGUCAGCGAAAACAAUGGUGUCUGAUCAAAUCUCUCAGUCUAUUCAGUCCACUUCCAAUCUCCUUCAUCUCAUGCUUCAAUCUUCCCCUUCCCAGGCCGAACUGAUGAAGCUACCAAAGAGUCUUUUUGCUAAGACACCUACUAUCAAGAAUACUGAGUUGGUAUUGGAGCAGCUGCCUCGGGUAAUUUCAGCACUGGAUGCUCAUAUGGAUAACGGGUUACAGAGUGUCCCUCAGCUGAAAACUGUAAUGCAGCUGCUCUCAAACAUAGAAAACUGCCAGCUCAAGCCCUUAUCCAGGUCUCAAGCUAUUCAACAAGAGGAGACUGAAUCAGUAGAGCAAUCUCCAGAAGCCGGCUAACCUUCUUGGGACAAUGCAAUAAAAUCCCAGAAUGCUGGGCAAGGUUAUAAUCAUGGCAUCCUAAUACUUAACUAUCUGAUAUAAAUAUAGAAUUGGUUAAUAUCUUUCACUGGAAAGCAAAAGGACUCUUAAUGCUUCAGCUCCAGUGAUGGUUUGCUUUUAACUUAGAGCUAGAAUCGUGUGUAUUACAAUAUAAUCCUAGAGUUGAACUGAAAUUCACUUGCCUUUAACAUGUUGCAAGUAGCCAACUCUUACUUUUUGAUUGUAAGCACUGAUUAUCUACAGUCAGGUUGGGAGACAUUGGUUAUUUGCUCGUGUAUAUUCUUGGUGCUACAGAUGAUUAUAUAAGAAAAAAUAACUUGACUUUC
Lycium ferocissimum is the source of this 782-nucleotide messenger RNA. RefSeq names its product tobamovirus multiplication protein 2B. The transcript has 5 exons. The record is from RefSeq and is a predicted model, not a curated record. NCBI's taxonomy places the organism in Eukaryota, Viridiplantae, Streptophyta, Magnoliopsida, Solanales, Solanaceae. Bases 1 to 414 code for a protein of 137 amino acids.